AUGCCUGAUGAUACCAUCUCCAAAGCAGACCAUGAUCUGCUUUCCCGCUUGAAUGCCCUCAAGAAAUCCACCGUGACCUUUGACCAAACCCCUCGGUCGACGCUUUCAUCCCAUCCUUCGCUCCCGCUCGAUCCAGCCCCUGCGCGCGACCUCCAUUCCGAGUUGUUGACGCGAUGGAAAUCUCUCGGAGGCAGCGCUGACACUACGGUCGGCAGUGCUACAACCUCGGCGGAGAAGGCGGAGGAUGACAAGACAGUAGAGGAGCUCCUUGCGGAUCUCGGGCCUUCCGAUGCUUGGGAUGUCGGGAAAAGUGAGGAAACACAGAUUGAGGAGUUGUUAAAAUCAGCAAGGUCUACACUUGACGAUGUUCAAGCGGAAGCAAGACAAGGAGACGAUGCCAGACAAGACCCUGUUCGACUGCUACCGACGAUCGACGUCUCCGUCUUCCAGCCCGAGCCCGAGUCUGAUGAAGAGGAGGACUCUGCCACAGUUAGGCGUGACAGAAUAACACGGGCAACUUUCGAUCAAGAGGCGGAUGACUUGCUCGCGAGAAUUCUUGAUGAAGUGAAACUUGAGCCUCCGGCGGCAGCAGAAGAGGAAGAGCGGGAUAACGGUGACGACGACGACGACGACGACUACAAGGACUCGGAGAGACCCAACAAUAGCCAGAACGAGACUCACGCGCUGGACCUACCUUCUACCCCCUCCAAGGACCCCGAACCUGUACCCGGCGUCGGUGAGCACGACACCAGCCAGGACAACGACGAUGAUCUAGCCAGUCGCUUUGCAAGUCUAUCACUACCAUCGGUGCCGACUACCAUUCGAAGCGCGAAGCCGUCGACUCCGACAAAGUCGGGCACGGGAGCGGGUUUCACCGACGAAGAAAUCGACACAUGGUGCAUCAUUUGUAACGACGACGCAACUCUGCGCUGCAUCGGCUGUGACGGAGACCUAUACUGCACCAACUGCUGGAUGGAAGGUCACCGAGGCGAGGACGCGGGUCUUGAAGAACGCAGGCACAAAGCCAUACAGUUUGUCAAGGGAGGUGGAAAGAAGAAAACACCCAAAAGGAGAGUCAUGAUGGGCGCUUGA
Messenger RNA from Exophiala spinifera, 1092 nucleotides. RefSeq lists its product as uncharacterized. NCBI's taxonomy places the organism in Eukaryota, Fungi, Ascomycota, Eurotiomycetes, Chaetothyriales, Herpotrichiellaceae. The record is from RefSeq and is a predicted model, not a curated record. The transcript is spliced from 2 exons. Bases 1 to 1092 code for a protein of 363 amino acids.